UAAAGCGACAUCGUUUCAAUCUUCCCCUACACGUUCAAGAAAAUCUCCAUCUCUCUAUGUAAACUGUAAAGGCAUUCCCCCCCAUUUUGUUCGUUCUCUCAAACUCAAACACAAGAGCUAGUCUGAAGCGCCAAUAAGGAAAAUACACAAAGAUUCAACUGGGUUGCUUUCCACAACAUAUACCAACAACAUGUUCUACAGAGGGCAUUGUUGGUGGGAAAGAGGAAAACAAAAAGGGGCAUGCGUAUAUGAGACACUUGAUUGGGUCUCCCAACACCAGAGAAAUUGAUAUCCAGAGCUGGUUAAGAUCAGGGGGACUGUACUCAAUUGCUCCAAAAUUAUUGCCAGCCAAUGCACAAAAGAAUAGUGCUUUUUACUUAUCUGGGGGGCUCGAACCUGGGAUUAAGAUAACCCACUAUAGCAACAGACUAUUUAGCAGUUUCACACAUAUUGCUACCAGGGAGGUGUUUCUGGGGCUUCUCAAAUGAAGAACUUGCUUCUUGCCUCCUCCUUGUUGUCCGGCUGUCAAAUCAGAAGUGCAAGAGUAGCUGUUACAUAAGUGUGCUCUUCAUGAAUCCUAGCAAUAGUAGGAACUACAGUAGCCAAGUUCUAGAUCAUCCCUCUGGAAGAAUUUCAAGUCAAUCUGGCCGCCCUCUAAAAUUUGCAUCGAAUGAAACUUAUUCUGUUCUUCGAUCGAGUGGUCUUCAGCACUGGUUCAAAAACUGGCAAGAACUCAGGAGGCAUAAAUUGACGGCGAGCACUUUUGCCGGGGCUAUUGGUUUUUGGCCUCGCCGAAGAGCCCAGCUGUGGUUAGAGAAAAUUGGCGCAAUUGAGCCAUUUUCUGGAAACCUGGCUACCUGUUGGAGCAAUAUCAAAGAAGAGGAAGCACUUGAAAGAUACAAGCUCAUAACAGGAAAUACUGUUUUGUUUCCUGAAUUUCAGGUCUAUGGCGACAGAAUCCCCGAAGAUGAUUGGCUAGCAGGUUCACCAGAUGGAGUAGUUGACAGGCUAGUUUAUGGGUUGCCUUCACGGGGAGUGUUGGAGAUAAAGUGCCCAUUUUUCAAUGGAGAUGUGAGCAAUGCUCUCCCUUGGACACGAGUCCCCCUUUACUGUAUUCCACAAGCUCAGGGUUUAAUGGAAAUUAUGGACAGGGAUUGGAUGGAUUUAUAUGUUUGGACUCCUAAAGGGAGUAGUCUAUUUCGGUUAUACAGAGAUAUAGAAUACUGGGAUGUGUUGAAGAUAGCACUCUCUGAUUUUUGGUGGAGGCAUGUCCAUCCAGCCAGGGAGUUGUACCAUAAAUCUGUGAUCACGAAUCCCUUCACAGAAUUACGAUCACUCAGGCCAGCUCCAAGGCAUGAAUUAUGUAAUUAUAUAGUUUAUGAAAGCAAACACGUGGUUGAUAAUUCCAAGUUGUUGAUGCGUGAAAUUUAUGGAAAACUGCAAAACUGAUACAUCUGAUUGUCCAAUUGUGGGUUUCUUUGAAUCUUUGUGGCUCAAGUAGAUGCAGAAAUAAAAUCCUUAAUAUGAUUACAAGAGAAUGAAUAUAUUUUCCUCUAUAGCCAUGGUGCGAUAGAUAGCAAAUGAGAAGACAGUAGAGAUCGGAAUGUUCAGAACUUUGAGUUAUGUCACUGGCUACUCUUCGGAUGUUGAGUGCAUAUAAAGCCUAGGGUUGGUACAAUAUGUUUUGGACUAGCUGCAAGCCAAGGGGCCCUUCUUCAUGCUGGUGGUGAAAAAGGAAUGCGUUAUGCAAUGCCUAACGCUCGUAAUAUACGAUACAUCAGCCACAGAGUGGAUGUGGGGGUCACGUGGAGGAUGUGAGACGCCAAGUGAAUGAAGAAGUAGUUCAAUCUCGCCAUAAAAUUGACAAAAUGUAUGCUCUGCUUUCACCGGCCAAAGUCUUGAGAAAGUGCAACAAUACACCGAAAGGGAUCGUUUCCUGUCUGUUUCCGAGCUGAAUGCAGGCUAUGGAGUUUGGACUCGUUGAUGGUGUCUUGGAAACGGAAUACUGAAGGAAGCUACACGUUUUUUUUGUGCCCGAACUCCUAUUUUAUACUGCGGGCUGGUUGCCUUCCAUGAUAGUAUGCACAUGUAGUUUGGAAGCAAACUCUAAUGGAUUUGUUCUAGUUUUUGUUUUUGUUUUCAAGGCAAAUUCAUAUGCAAAUUUAGGAUUCGGUUAUGCGAAAAAAAUCCAUAACUGCAUGGAUUUUUGAAAUUUAGGAUUCA
This is a messenger RNA of Corylus avellana, 2223 nucleotides long. The record is from RefSeq and is a predicted model, not a curated record. NCBI's taxonomy places the organism in Eukaryota, Viridiplantae, Streptophyta, Magnoliopsida, Fagales, Betulaceae.